AUGGUUGACAAGGAGCAGAAGAUGGUGGUUGUGAUAGAUGUGAUAACCCCAGCUGAGAGUAACAUCAGGAAGAAGGAGUGUGAGAAGGCUAAGAAGACCCUGGAGGAACCUGAAGGAACAACCCGUCCAGAUGUGGAAAUGGAAGUCUUAAGUGAUCCUAAUGCUGAUUGGAGCAAGUCUGAAUUUGAGCUUGUGCAACUGACACAUAGUUUGUGCUCAUGGAAACAGAUGCAGAAGUUUGUGAGGGCGGCCAAGCACGGCACCAAAGACGGCCUGGAGAAGACCAAAGCGGCGGUGAAGAAGGGGAAGUCCUUCAUACGAACCAAGUCUUUCGGUCACGAGAGGAAGUCAUCAUGUUUUGAGGAAGAGCCAUCAGAGUUCUUCAUCGAGGUGGAGUGUUUAAAUGUGGAGCCUGUGUUAGGCCCCGCCCCUGAGGGCCUCACUCAACAGCAGGUGGUGAGGAGAUGUAUUCUGGAGUCAAUAUUAGAGAGUGAAAAGAAUUAUUUGGACUCACUGAAGAGAAUAUUAGAGCACUAUGAGAAGCCCCUGCAGGAGCUGGAUCCUGGACUGCUGAGCGACAGGAAGUGUAAGGUGGUGUUUUACCGCGUGAGGGAGAUCCUGCAGUGUCAUGCCAUGUUCCAGAUCGCUCUGGCCAGCCGUGUGGCAGACUGGGACCAGCUCCAGACUAUCGGGGACGUGUUCGUCGCCUCAUUCUCCAAGUCCAUGGUUCUGGAUGCGUACAGCGAGUACGUUAAUAACUUCAGCACGGCCAUGGCGGUGGUGAAGAAGGCCUGCGCCGCCAAGCCCGGCUUCCUCGACUUCCUCAAGCAACGUCAGGAGUGCAGUCGAGAUCACGUCACACUGUACGGCCUCAUGAUGAAACCCAUCCAGAGAUUCCCACAGUUUAUUCUGCUCCUGCAGGACAUGCUAAAGAACACUCCAGUGGGCCACGCUGACCGCUUGCCCCUACAGAUGGCCCUGACUGAGCUGGAAACUCUGUCUGAGAAACUGAACGAGAGAAAGAGAGAAGCAGAUCAGCGCUGUGAGAUCAGACACAUUGCCAAGGCCAUGAACGAGCGCUACCUUAAAAAGCUCCUGAGUGUGGGCAGCAGGUAUCUGAUCCGCUCGGACGACGUGGUGGAGACGGUGUACAACGAGAGGGGAGAGAUCAUCAAGACCAAAGAGCGCCGUCUUUUCCUGCUUAAUGACGUGCUCAUGUGCGCCACACCUAACCUGCGGUCUCCUCAGGACGGCGGGGGUGCCGUCGUUCCUUCAGGCCAACGUUUCCUGCUGAAGUGGAGCGUUCCUCUCAGCCUGGUGGAACUGGUGGAGUUCGGUGCCUCUGAGGAGAUGGGAGACUCCGCCCCUUUCCCCGCCCCUCACUCCGGGGAGAAGGUGGUCAUCAAUGCCAUGCCAAGUAGGUCAUGAUUGGAUUGAUAAAUAUCUGAUUCAGUUUUCUUCCAGGCGAGGAUCUGAGAGACGCCCCAGGUACGUCCCAAAUCGCGUCAUCACGCACGUGAGACGUUCUGCGGCGUAAACAGUGGGAGACGAUGAAGAAGAUGAAGAAGGAGCUGAUGGAGAAAUUCACUUCAAGAACCUGAACAAAAAAAAAAACAGAGUGAGAAAGAGUGACGGAAUGGGG
Molecule: messenger RNA, 1642 nt
Organism: Tachysurus fulvidraco (yellow catfish)
Lineage: Eukaryota; Metazoa; Chordata; Actinopteri; Siluriformes; Bagridae
Product: rho guanine nucleotide exchange factor 10-like
Exons: 10
Coding region: 1-1428 (475 amino acids)
Biological process (GO): positive regulation of stress fiber assembly; mitotic spindle assembly; actin cytoskeleton organization
Cellular component (GO): centrosome
Molecular function (GO): guanyl-nucleotide exchange factor activity
Source: RefSeq, a predicted model, not a curated record